CAUCGCGCACACAUGUACAACGAGAUACGCUUCACGUUGCAGACACAACUUUAUCGUGUCAUGCAACGAGAAUUUAUUCGUGUAUGCGUACGGUGAUCUGCCGUGAAGUGUACCGUAUAUCAGAACGAUGAUUUGCCUUUGACAUGGAGUGGAGAAGAAUAGCUCUCACAGUGUUGAUAGUGGGUUUAUGUUUUCUGGCAAUACCGAUCAGAGUGGGCCCCGAUACCAACAUCGAGGAUGUUAAGCUGUUUAAGAAUUACGUCGUUCGCUUCAAUAAAUCUUACAGAAGCGAUCCAGCAGAAUAUGAGGAAAGGUUCGAUCGGUUUAAGAGAUCGUUACGGCACAUAGAAACAAUGAAUGGCCUUCGAUCUUCGCAAGAGAGCGCGUUUUACGGGCUGACCGUGUACUCUGACAUGUCGGAGGACGAAUUUUUGGCGCAAACACUCGUACCUGACCUCCCCAUAAGAGGGGGAAAACACGUGAACGCGUCGUAUCAUCGGCAUCACCAUUCGCGUCACAGAACCGAUCGGGAUAAAAGAUCGGCCGAUGUACCCUUAAAAAUUGAUUGGAGGGAGAAGGGAGUCGUUAAUCCCGUGAGGGGCCAAGGAUCGUGCGGGGCUUGUUGGGCAUUCAGCACCGUCGAAGUCAUCGAGUCGAUGUUUGCGAUCAAAAAUGGUACUUUAUAUUCGCUAAGCGUGCAAGAAAUGAUCGACUGCGCGAAGAACGGUAAUUUUGGAUGCGAGGGGGGCGACGUAUGCAGCUUGCUCUCGUGGUUGCUGUUGUCGAAAGCGAAAAUUCUUCAAGAAUCCACUUACCCGCUCACGCGAAAGACGAGCACGUGCCAAUUGGGGAAGACAUUGGACAAAGAGUCUGGCAUAAGAAUAAAAGAUUUCACGUGCGAUAGCUUUAGAGACGCGGAGGAUGAGCUGCUGGUAACGCUGGCUAGUCACGGACCAGUAGCGGCUGCAGUGAACGCUUUAUCUUGGCAGAACUACUUGGGCGGUGUAAUACAAUAUCACUGCGAUGGCUCUUUUGAUAAUUUGAACCACGCUGUACAGAUAGUGGGGUACGACAAAUCGGCCGGUAUACCGCACUACAUCGUCAAGAAUUCGUGGGGAUCGAGCUUCGGAGAUAAAGGCUACAUGUACAUAGGAAUAGGCAGUAAUUUAUGUGGUAUAGCGAAUCAGGUCUCGUCGUUGGAUGUCCUUUGAAACGAAUAAAAAUAUUUAAGGUACUCUUUGAUUCGAAUUAAGUAUUUGUAUUGAACGUUAAAUGUACAUAGAUCUCGCAAAACUGUCUU
Colletes gigas is the source of this 1300-nucleotide messenger RNA. RefSeq names its product cathepsin O-like. The coding region runs from base 144 to 1211 and encodes 355 amino acids. The transcript has 7 exons. Gene Ontology annotation, cellular component: lysosome. Gene Ontology annotation, molecular function: cysteine-type endopeptidase activity. The record is from RefSeq and is a predicted model, not a curated record. Lineage: Eukaryota; Metazoa; Arthropoda; Insecta; Hymenoptera; Colletidae.